This is a messenger RNA of Suillus discolor, 327 nucleotides long. RefSeq lists its product as uncharacterized. The record is from RefSeq and is a predicted model, not a curated record. The transcript has 3 exons. Lineage: Eukaryota; Fungi; Basidiomycota; Agaricomycetes; Boletales; Suillaceae. The coding region runs from base 1 to 327 and encodes 108 amino acids.
AUGCCACAACCCCAGGGUCAGAAUUUCGAAGUGCAAGGACGUAACAUCAACUUUAAUCUGCGAAUUGAGUUAGUGCUAGGCGACAUUGACGAAAGUAGCGUAGAACUUGCUAGUGUAAGUGAGGCAAAUGUUGAUAGCAACGACCCCUCAGCACUCAACGACGAGGCUCCACUUCUGCCAGUGAAUGAUGAUGAAAAAUACAAGACGGACUCCAUCGCCAGUCUCAAAGAGCAACUGCAGCUGACGGAGAUGAAGUGCUCUGGGAAAUUAAGGCUGGAAGGGCUGUACCAAAAGUACCGACUGCGCUGGUUGGAGGAAAACUAUUGA